UAUGUUCUGCCCCAAAAGCAGCCCUUCUUCUCGAGAGGAAGCCUCCACACACCCCAAUGCCCCUCAGCGCUGCGAAACCUCCCAUCCCCUCCAUUUAAUCACCGGACCUCCUACCGUAUCUAAAUCAAAUCACCCCCGAUCUCCGCCUCUUCUCAACAAAAUCCCUCUCUCUCCUCUCCCCUCAACCCCGAAUUCCAAGAACUCCGAUCGCCCUCUCCUCCCCAAUCCGAAAACCCUAGAGCGAUCCAUCGAGAUCGAUCCGGAACCUGGCACGCUCUCGAUCAAUCCGGCUUUCUUGAUCCUUGCGUCGGCGCGAAGCUAGGGUUUUGCCCGCCGAUCGUUAGGAGAUGAUCGGGGCCGACGCCUGAUCGCCGCCACCGCCGCCUUGGGCGAGGAGGGGUUUGUGUCUUUGUAUGGAAACGCGGAGAAGGAAGCGGGCGGAGGCCUCCUCAUCAGCGCCCUCUUCUCAGGCCCCCACCACCCGCGCCUCUAAACGCUCCCGCACCUCCGCCGCCUCCGCCUCCACCUUGUCCAAUCCCACCGCCCUCCCUCCGGCUGCCUCCACUCGCUCCCGCCGCAACCAGAACCCUCCCUCCUCCUCCGUCGCCGCCGCCGCCCCUGCCCCCAUGGACUCAUCCGCCAGCGACACCGCCGCCCGCCGCCGCAGCAGCUCCGGCAAGAAUCACCAGCCCCCGGCGGAGCGCGACCGGGAGUCCUCCGACAAGGGGAAGGAGCGAGAGCCGGAGGCUUCCAGGUCUAGGGAUAGGGAUAGGGAUGCUGAACGGAUCUUGGGGAUGAGCUUCGAUGGUGGGGGAGCCGAUGAUGACAACGAUAGCGAGGGUGGCGUGGGUAUCCUCCACCAGAAUCUGACAUCGGCCAGCAGUGCCCUUCAGGGGCUUCUCCGCAAGCUGGGUGCUGGGCUCGACGAUCUCUUGCCGUCCUCUGCUGGGUCGGCCUCGUCUUCCUCGCACCAGAGCGGGCGGCUCAAGAAGAUCCUUUCAGGGCUGAGAGCUGAUGGCGAGGAAGGGCGGCAGGUGGAGGCGCUGACCCAGCUUUGUGAUAUGCUGUCUAUUGGGACUGAGGAUUCCCUGGGAUCCUUCUCGGUAGACUCGUUUGUGCCAGUCCUUGUGGGCCUGCUCAACCAUGAGAGCAACCCCGACAUCAUGCUGCUUGCUGCGAGGGCCCUCACCCACCUCUGCGAUGUUUUGCCGUCUUCUUGUUCUGCGGUGGUGCAUUAUGGUGCAGUGCCGUGUUUCUGUGCCCGGCUUCUCACGAUUGAGUACAUGGACCUGGCAGAGCAAUCUUUGCAAGCUCUCAAGAAGAUAUCGCAAGAACACCCUACUGCUUGUUUGCGUGCUGGUGCGCUUAUGGCGGUGCUGUCUUACCUUGACUUCUUCUCCACAGGAGUCCAGAGAGUGGCAUUGUCUACAGCCUCGAAUAUGUGUAAGAAGCUCCCAUCAGAUGCAGCUGACUUUGUAAUGGAAGCAGUUCCUUUGCUCACAAACCUUCUUAGCCAUCAUGAUUCAAAGGUGUUAGAACAUGCCUCUGUUUGUUUGACACGUAUUGCAGAAGCAUUUGCCUCAAGCCCUGAGAAACUGGAUGAGUUAUGUAAUCAUGGAUUGGUUGAACAAGCUGCUGGACUUAUAUCUGUUAGUAAUUCAGGAGGACAGGCUUCUCUGAGCACAUCGACAUACACGGGUUUGAUUCGCCUUCUCUCAACAUGUGCAAGCGGAUCUCCGUUAGGAGCUAAAACUCUUCUCCUUCUUGGAAUCAGUGGCACACUUAAAGAUGUUCUUUCAAGUUCUGGUCUGGUUGCUGGUGUUUCCGUUUCUCCUGCUUUAACGAGGCCUGCAGAACAAAUUUAUGAGAUUGUCAACCUUGCGGAUGAGCUCCUUCCUCCUUUGCCUCAAGGAACCAUUUCUCUCCCAAUAUGCUACAAUGUUCUUGUUAAAGGAUCAGCUGCAAAGAAAUCUCCUGCUUCCUCUUCACACAACAAGCAGGAGGAGACUGAUGGAGCAAAAAAUGAAGUUUCAUCUCGUGAAAAAUUAUUGCAUGACCAACCCGAACUUCUCCAACAGUUUGGAAAGGACCUACUUCCUGUUUUGACACAGGUAUAUAGUUCCAGUGUAAAUGGUCAAGUUCGUCACAAGUGUCUUUCUGUUAUUGGGAAGUUGAUGUAUUUCAGUUCCGCUGAUAUGAUUCAGGCUUUGCUUUCUCUGACAAACAUUUCCAGCUUCUUAGCGGGUAUAUUAGCUUGGAAGGAUCCCCAGAUCUUGAUCCCUGCUCUUCAGAUAGCAGAAAUACUAAUGGACAAGCUUCCUGGAACAUUUACCAAGAUGUUUGUGAGAGAAGGGGUUGUUCAUGCUGUGGAUGCGCUGAUAUGCUCAGGUUCCUCAGAUACUGUUCCUUCUCAAACAUCCAUCUCCGAAAAGGAUACUGAUUCUUUACCAGGGAUGUCGUCACGUUCUCGGCGUUAUCGACGGCGUAAUAGUAGCUUAAGUACGGAAAGCAGCUCGUUCGAUGAGUCAAAAGGUUAUGUACCAGGACAUAUUGGCUCUCCUCCAACAUUGGUAGAAGUCCCAACUGCGAAUUCUAGUCUUCGUGCUUCAGUCAGUUCGUAUGCCAAGUCUUUCAAGGAUAAGUAUUUUCCCGCUGAUCCUGGGGCAGCAGAAGUUGGAGUUAGUGAUGAUCUUCUUCAUUUGAAAAAUCUUUGCUCAAAGUUGAAUGCGAGUAUUGAAAAUGUCAGGACAAAAGCUAAAGGUAAAUCUAAGGCUUCUGUUGUUUGUUCCUUUGAUAUCUCAGCUAGUACCGAGGAACAACUGGAUGGGGUAAUAGCAGAAAUGCUGGCUGAACUAACUAAAGGAGAUGGUGUAUCCACAUUUGAGUUUAUUGGCAGCGGAGUUGUUUUGGCACUGCUAAAUUAUUUAUCGUGUGGAACAUUUGGAAAGGAGAGAAUUUCAGAACCUAAUGUGCCUAAACUUCGCCAGCAAGCACUCAGACGAUACAAGUCAUUUAUUUCAAUUGCACUUCCUCUUGACAUUAAGGAAGGGACUGAAACUCCCAUGACGGUGUUGGUUCAAAAGCUUCAACAUGCUUUGUCAUCUUUAGAACGUUUUCCAGUUGUACUGAGCCAUUCAUCAAGGUCAUCCAGUAGUGGAAGUGCACGCCUUUCCUCGGGUCUUAGCGCACUAUCUCAGCCUCUCAAAUUACGUCUAUGCCGAGCACAAGGUGAAAAAUCUCUUCGCGAUUAUUCAUCAAAUAUUGUACUUAUUGAUCCACUUGCAAGGCUAGCAUCUGUUGAAGAGUUCCUUUGGCCAAGAGUACAGCGGAGUGAGUCUGGACAGAAGUCAUCAGUGGCAGCAGGCAACUCUGACUCUGGAGUUGCAGCUACUGCAGCAUCAUCACCAUCCAUGCCAACUCCAACAGGCCGUCGCCCUUCAACCAGAUCUAGGUCAUUGGUAACAAUUGGAGGUACUGCUAGAAAGGACUCUCAUGAGGGUUCAGCAAAUUCUUCAAAAGGAAAGGGUAAAGCUGUUUUGAAAUCUACUGCUGAUGAGGCAAGAGGACCACAAACAAGAAAUGCUGCACGCAGAAGAGCAGGUUCAGAGAAAGACUCAGAGACGAAACCAGCACAUGGCGAAUCUAGCUCUGAGGAUGAGGAGUUGGACAUGUCUCCUGUUGAGAUCGAUGAUGCUCUGAUGAUUGAAGAGGAUGAUUUCUCAGAUGAUGAAGAUGAUGAUCAUGAUCAGGUCCUGAGAGAUGACUCUCUUCCUGGUUGUGUACCAGACAAGGUACAUGAUGUCAAAUUAGGAGAUCCAGCUGAUGAUGCUACAGUGUCUUCUUCAGCAAGUGACAACCAAGCACAACCUUCAUCUGGUUCUAGUAAUAGAACUACCUCAGUUAGAGGCCCAGGGUCUGCUGAAUACCGAACUGGAAGUACUUUUGGUUCAAGGGGUAGUGCAAUGUCAUUUGCUACUGCUGCGAUGGCUGGGCUUGCUUCUGUGAGUGGGAGAGGUAUCAGGGGUGGUCGAGAUCGUCAUGGGCUGGUGUCUGGUGAUAGUGUAAAGGACCAUUACAAUAAAUUGAUGUUCACAGCAGGAGGGAAGCAGCUCAGCAAACAUUUGACCAUAUAUCAGGCUAUCCAACGCCAGCUUGUGCUUGAGGAAGACAAUGAUGAAAGGUUCAAUGGAUCUGACCUGCCUAGUGAUGGAGGCAGGUUCUGGAGUGAUAUAUUUACUAUAACUUACCAAAAGGCUGAUAGCCAGGUUGAAAGGGCUUCUCAUGGAGGUUCAACCUCAAAGUCUAAAUCUGUUUCCUCCUCCAAAUCUGGUUGCGACUCUCAGUGGCAGCAAAUGUCCCUUCUUGAUAGCAUCUUGCAAGGGGAGCUGCCAUGUGACCUUGAAAAGUCUAAUCCUACUUACAACAUUUUGGCAUUGUUGCGAGUACUGGAAGGUCUGAAUCAGCUAGCUCCUCGCUUAAGAGUGCAGACAGUGUCUGAGGAUUUUGCUGAGGGGAAGAUUUCCAGCCUGGAUGAACUCUAUAGGGCUGGUGCAAAGGUUCCUUCUGAAGAGUUCAUUAGUAGCAAGCUAACCCCUAAACUUGCUCGGCAAAUUCAGGAUCCUCUUGCAUUGUGCAGUGGCAGUCUUCCUUCAUGGUGUUACCAAAUGACCAAAGCAUCUCCUUUUCUGUUUCCUUUUGAAACACGGAGGCUGUACUUCUAUUCAACAGCUUUUGGACUAUCCCGUGCCUUGCAUCGGCUUCAGCAACAGCAAAGUGCUGAUAGUCAUAGUUCAUCAAGUGAAAGAGAGGUCCGUGUUGGUAGAUUGCAACGACAAAAAGUUCGUGUUGCUAGAAACCGUAUCUUAGAUUCUGCUUUAAAAGUUAUGGACUUGUAUUGUAGCACGAAGGCUGUUCUUGAAGUCGAAUACUUUGGUGAAGUUGGCACUGGAUUAGGUCCAACUCUGGAAUUCUAUACUCUCUUAAGUCAGGACCUGCAAAAGGUUGGAUUGGGAUUAUGGAGGUCCAGCUCUACAUCUGACAACUCUGCCAUGGAUAUUGAUGGAGUUGAGAUGAAAGAUGGAAAUACUGAUGAUGGUUCAGAAGCAAAGAAACUUAGUUCUGAUUUUUCUGUUGGAAGUAGAGAUCUUAUCCAUGCUCCGUUUGGUUUGUUUCCUCGCCCUUGGCCUCCUAAUACAGAUGCUUCUGAUGGAAGCCAGUUCUCUAAGGUUGUUGAAUAUUUCCGUUUGGUUGGUCGAGUAAUGGCAAAAGCUCUACAGGAUGGGCGGCUUUUGGAUCUGCCGCUGUCAACUGCAUUCUACAAACUCAUGUUGGGACAGGAACUUGAUGUGCAUGACAUUAUCUCAUUUGACGCUGAGUUUGGGAAGAUAUUGCAAGAAAUGAAAAUCCUUGUUCAUCGCAAACAGUUUUUAGAGGCAACAGCUGGUAAUGAUCAAAAGACAAUUUCUGACUUGCGUAUCCGUGGUGCUCCUGUUGAAGAUCUGUGUCUAGAUUUUACACUUCCUGGUUAUCCUGAUUACAUUCUUAAAGGAGGAGGAGAAGGCAUCCUGGUUAAUAUCGACAACUUGGAAGAAUACAUCUCCUUGGUAGUUGAUGCAACUGUUAAGACAGGAAUUAUGCGGCAGAUGGAAGCAUUUAGAUCGGGGUUCAAUCAGGUCUUUGACAUCUCGUCUCUGCAAAUAUUUUCUCCGCCCGAGCUUGAUUACCUGAUCUGUGGUCGUAGAGAAUUGUGGGUGGCUGAAACACUGGCGGAACAUAUUAAGUUUGAUCAUGGAUACACUGCAAAAAGCCCAGCAAUUAUCAAUCUGCUCGAGAUUAUGGCAGAAUUCACGACGGGGCAGCAGCAUGCUUUUUGUCAAUUUGUGACUGGUGCUCCCAGGUUUCCACCUGGUGGCCUGGCUGCAUUGAACCCAAAGCUGACUAUCGUGAGGAAGCAUUCUUCGACUACGACAAACACAUCAUCGAAUGGAACUGGAGUGUGUGAAUCAGCUGAUGAUGAUUUGCCUAGUGUUAUGACAUGUGCCAACUACCUUAAACUUCCUCCCUAUUCAACAAAGGAAAUCAUGUACAAGAAACUGCUUUAUGCUAUCAGCGAAGGCCAGGGAUCAUUUGAUCUGUCAUGAGCCAAAGACCAACUAUCAAUGAUGGAUGCUGCCUCAUUCUGGGUGUUCAUCUGCUUCUUUUUAAAUAGAUUGCCCAUUCUGCUCAACAUCAGUCUCGUCUCGCACCUUUAUACAGGUAACAUCUGGGUCAGUCUCCAUCUCAACAUCUGUCAAGUCUUUUUUUUUUCCUGAUUCUCUCUUUUGUGGGGUUGGUUACAUGUUUCUUUUUUUCGGGUUCCUGUAUAUGCUCAUUCCUCGUAGUGGCCCAACAAAUGUUACUUGCUCUGGCCGAAUUUUCCUUUUUGUUCUUACAAUAACUUACAUUAUUCACUGUCAGCUAAAUGUGAUACUGGUCCGGCAAUUUGAAGCUUUGAAGAGGGAAUGCAGAGCUCUGUGCCAUUGCUUGUAAAUAAAGAUAAAAGUUUCAUCUUAUUUAUAAGUUGGAGUAUGCCAAAUAGCUUUUGAUGUCUUGAGGAAGGAAUAUAAGAAAAGAAAUUUAAUCUUUCAAAUUGAUUUCAGCUGUGCUGCAGCAUCUUCUUCCCCUUCUUCAGUUUUGCUUGGUUAUGAAAUUUGGUGUAAUAAAUGUCUUCCUUUUGCAUUA
Phoenix dactylifera (date palm) is the source of this 6720-nucleotide messenger RNA. Its product is annotated as E3 ubiquitin-protein ligase UPL3-like. Gene Ontology annotation, molecular function: ubiquitin protein ligase activity; protein binding. The record is from RefSeq and is a predicted model, not a curated record. Gene Ontology annotation, biological process: proteasome-mediated ubiquitin-dependent protein catabolic process; protein polyubiquitination. Lineage: Eukaryota; Viridiplantae; Streptophyta; Magnoliopsida; Arecales; Arecaceae.